UAGAUGGGGAUGAAAAAUCACUGCAGCAUGCUGAGGAUGGAUUGCAGUCAGGGAGGAGAGCUUCUAGCUCCGCUCUCCUACUAGUUUCUCUGCAUUUCUCCUGCUCUGCUCAUUGGGAUCUGCGCUGUAGUUCUGAUUAGUGGCAUUAUUUUUCCCUGUCAUAGGAUAGUUUGCUGGAAUGAAAGAUGUGCUUAUUCCGCGGCUGGGAGGAAUCCCACCCUGCCUCUGCCCUGGGGAGCAGAACUGCCUGUGAAACUGCUGCGCUCUGAAUUAUUCUGGGCUACUAGGGCGCACGGCGCUCACUAAAGCGCAAGGGAUCCACUCCGCUCUCUGUCGCAAAAUGCUGCCGAACUCGGGCCAGGUUGAACCAUGGGAGAUUUAAUCAAUACCAGGGGAGGAAUCGGACCUGGGAGGUUACUCAGAACCUCCCCCUUUAUUGCCAACUUUCCCCUGAGAAAAGGGAAGGAGCCGGGAACCUGACCUCGGUGGAGAAAGAACAUGUGAGCAGUAGAUCUCCAGGCACCAGAACAUCUGCAUGGUUACCACGGGUGUGAACAGCGCUAGAGGAGUUAUGCAGAUCAGGGGGACAUUGCUACCUGGUUCUUUUCCUCUCCUGCUUCAUUGUCUCACUCUGCCCUUGCUUGGACUCAUUCAGAUUGCUCAGUCAGAACUCCAGAGAACAUGUUCCAGAUCCACAGCAGAGAGCCUUUCCAGUGGGUGCCAAAAGUCAUGUCUCUGCAGACCCCCACCGUUGCUCCCACCUCCUCCGCCACCACCCCCGCCUCCAAGACUUCACCCACCCAAUAAUGGUCCUCCAUGCAUUCAGGAAAAAACCUGGUGGCAUUUUCUGGUAAUUAUUGUUGCUGCAGUUCUUCUCUUUGUAGCUGUUAUCAUGUGCUACAAAGCAAUAAAAAGGAAACCAAUGCGCAAAGAGGAGAAUGGAACUAGCCGGGCAGAAUAUGCAAUGUCACUGGAAACUGCCUAGAGCCAGGAUCCCAGCUGUGGUUAUAAUCAUCUUUGUGUAACCUCCAAAUUAUGGGAGGCACUGAACGCAUGUGUCCCUUUUUCAUUGCUUUAUUUUUGAUGGAUAAGUACUUGCAGAAGUCACAGAGAGAAGGACUUUAUUUGGACUCAUAUGCUCUUGUUACAAAGGUUGAGUGUGAGGUGUGGAGUCGCAUUGUUUGUCAUACAGAGGACAGAAAUGUACUUCAGAGCAUCCAUAACAGAGGAAGGUACAUUCAUUGCAUGUAUCUGGUUGAAAGCCCAGGUACUUCUGUUACUGACUGACCACAGAAAGGAUUGUAUGGCUGUGAAGUAUUGAGGGAGACUUACAGUCAUUUGGUCUCCAGUGGAGAAUGUAGACUAUGUCACCUGCAUGUGCAGUGUUUUCCUAUCAUGGACUGAACCAUUGUAUUAUGGACACUCGGGGAUUGUACCAUAAUUCUGAGACACCCCCAAGUGAAUGCAUGCACUUAAUAAAUCAACCCAGGACACACAGCUGCGGUAUCACGUCUAUGCAAUACCAAUGGCUGAAGAUGGUUCCAAGAAGCAACGUAGUUAACAAGAUUUAUAACUGCUUGUUGGUUUAAGGCAUUAGUUGCUGGUUUGGAUCACAGUGUCCCACUAAACACUAUAUUUGGAGACAUUCUUGCCAACUGAUGGGUUAGGAAGGUCUCAUGGUGCUUUGAACAGUAAUUUAAUGUUUAGUUUCUUAUUAUGAAUAUGUAUUAUUUCUUUAGCCUAACCAACAGAUGUUUACUUUUGCUCUUUCCCAUAUUAGACUUGAAAAAAAGAACAAAUGCUAUAUCCCUACCAAAUGGUAUUUUGUUGAGUUAUCCCUAUCAGUGGGCAUUUGUAUUCACUGAUCAAGACAGAGGAUGGCAGAUUUAUCACUUAUACAAAUGAUUAGAAGUAUUAGCAAUGGCAGCCUGAACUGCGGAUUUGCCUGGGUUGACACAAUUGUCACAAUAAGAGCAACUGUAUAGUCUCUUGUGAAGUACAUACUCAUUGAAGCUUCUGGCUGCUGCAGAAUCCAUUGGCAAACACUAUAGGCAAUUAGCACUUGUCAUUAAUUUAACAGGGUGCAACCCUGAAGCUAAAAACCUUGUAUAGUCACUUUCAUAGAGGCUGAUUUUCUUUACAAAUCUUUAAAACGCAUAAGAAUAAUUUGCCCUCCUUAUCCACCAUUUGCAUCCAGUCUGUGAGCUGUGCCUGGUGCCAUUGUACACAAAGGGUAAACCCGUGGUUGAAUUGGUCUACCACAAUACCAGAGGAUCUCCAUGUAGGCCCAGGACCCAGAGGGCCCCAGUCUUGGAAAUUUUCCCUUUAAGUCCUUUCUGAUUUCCAUUAUAACUCUAUAUAACCUCUAUUUGCCACUGUCUCUGUCUGAGAGUGGGCCCUGGCACCCAGACAAUCAAUUAUCUUAAAUUGCACACAGAUAAACUGAGUAUAUGAAUGGCAGCAUGUAAAUUGCUUAACAGAAUAGAAGUCUCUUGGCACUUUUUGGCUCAUCAUAAAACAACAUAUAAAUGUAUUUUGAUAAUGUCUGUCUUAGCUAUUACAUUUUUAUAGAAAAUGCUAACUCACUUAGAGGCCAGAGCAAUGACAGCUCAUGAUUAGCAAUGUUAAAACAUUUAUAAUCUUCAAAACUCAUUUCGAUAGUACUCUAUAACAGGUAAGUCAAGCUCAAGAUAGAUGCUCUAGUGUUGACUUCUGUUAACUAAGGAUGCUGGGAACUGAAACUGAGAAGUGCUGUAGGGUCCAUGUUUCAGUUCUGCCCUGGCAUUAAUCCUGCAUUACUUGCUGAUUUACAGUAGUCACUUUUACCUUCUAUGUGGCAAGUAUGAUCAGCUUCUGUCAAGUCAAAUCCUCACCAGUGGACACUGAUUAAAACAUUUCCAGCAAUGCUUACAUAGAUGGAGAUGGACAGAAAGUUUGACAUGUUUUUUUAAAUUAAUAUGCUUAUUACUUUCAAACAUUCUCUGACUUUCUUAUUUAACCUGCCAUCAGAAUAUUUUUCGACUUUAUCGUAUUUUGCACAACUUUUUCGUCGCCGUCGCGAUUUUUUUAGUAUUGAGCGAUAGUAAACA
Molecule: messenger RNA, 3089 nt
Organism: Xenopus tropicalis (tropical clawed frog)
Lineage: Eukaryota; Metazoa; Chordata; Amphibia; Anura; Pipidae
Gene: prima1
Product: proline rich membrane anchor 1
Exons: 5
Coding region: 536-985 (149 amino acids)
Source: RefSeq, a predicted model, not a curated record